Messenger RNA from Orbicella faveolata, 3396 nucleotides. Its product is annotated as histone acetyltransferase KAT6A-like. Gene Ontology annotation, molecular function: chromatin binding; DNA binding; histone binding. The record is from RefSeq and is a predicted model, not a curated record. Gene Ontology annotation, biological process: nucleosome assembly; negative regulation of DNA-templated transcription. Gene Ontology annotation, cellular component: nucleus; nucleosome. Lineage: Eukaryota; Metazoa; Cnidaria; Anthozoa; Scleractinia; Merulinidae.
GGCAUGUGAACGAGCAGCGCUGACAGCGUUUCUCUGACCAAACGAAAUACUCCCUGGCUCACGGGAACUUAGAACAAUCAUUCACACUCCUUCCUCCAUUACCCGACUGUACCCAACAUGGCCGAAAAGCGUCCGAAGUAUAUGAACUGGAUUCUGGAAUGUAUCAACUUGCUUCGAAGUCGGAAAUCGAGGCCCGACUUGGAGCGAAUUUGCCGGACGAUGCAUAAAUGUCACGGAAUCGAUCAACGAGACACAGAGGAAGAUUUAGCCGCGCUCAUCGCCAGCGGAAUCGUGACUAAGAGGUCUUUCAAAGGCGCAAUUUCUUAUCGCAAUGCGUCCGGUUGGCACAGAGUCAUCGGAGCCGGUAAAGUUUCGAGAGCCGCCCGAUGGGUGGGCGAAGCGAUUCGAGCACUUGAUCGUGGGUACGGCGUCAGCGCAGUGGAUAUUGAGAAAUUCAUCAGCGCUCGGCACCCCUAUUACCAUAAUCUGAAGGCCAGGAUCAAAAUCGCGUUGAAGGAAGACUUAGAUCAUGGUCGUGUUUGGUCUGUAAGCGAGGGCAUGUAUAGAUUACUGGAAUCCGCCGAGAGCCCUGAAAGAGAAAUUCCUGCAUGUGACCAAGUUUGCGACUUCUGUCUACAAACUGCAGAGUCCAACAGACGAGGAGAGCCAGAAGAUCUUUUGAUAUGCAGGGAUUGUGGCAACAAAGCACACCCAAGUUGUAUGAAUUAUUCCCCAGAGCUUGUUCACAGAAUCACGUCUGAUGCUAGUGCAUGGCAGUGCAUAGACUGUAAAGCCUGUAUAAUAUGUAAUGACAGUGGAGAUCCUAGUAGUUUAUUGUUCUGUGAUGCCUGUGACAAGGGGUAUCAUAUGCAGUGCCAUGUACCCCCUCUAGCCACAAUGCCAAUUGGAAAAUGGGUUUGUUACAAUUGCCAGAAUCAUCCCAUAAAUCCAGUACGUCUUUCUGACUCCAGUGGCUUCGAGACAACAAUUAAGACAGAAGGUGGGAGUAAUAUGAUUCUGGGAGAUGAUUUACACCUACAGUGUGAUGAAGAAAUCAUGGGUGAAUGUACUGUUGAAGUAAAAGAUAUUCAUAUUCAAGUUGAUGCUGAAAAUGUUCAACGAGAGUUGGAAAUGCUGAGCCAAUCUGCUGCAUCAAGUGAUUCAAAACCAAACUCAUCAGGGCAAGCAAGAGGGGUGAACAGUGAUCUACAUUCAGCCAGUCACAGCCAGUCCAAUGGCAUUCAUUCAGACCCUAAUACAACAAAGAACAUUGCUAACGGUUUGCCAAAUUCUCCUGGUAAGGGAAUGUCAACUGCAAGUCGCGAUUCAGCUAAAGAUACAGAAAAGAGUAAAAGUAAUCUUCCACCAGACACUUCACUGUGGACAGUCACUGAGGUUGUGUCAUUUUUCAGCUCUUUAGGAUUUCCUGAAGAGGCAAAGUCAUUUCAAAACCAGGAAAUCGAUGGUAAAGCAUUGCUACUGAUGUCUAGAAAUGACGUUUUGACUGGUAUGUCAAUCAAAUUAGGCCCUGCCUUGAAGAUCUACGUUCACGUGGCCAGGCUUCAAAGUCAAAAUGGCACUAUACCUUCGUAACGAAUAAUCAAUGUACAGUCACAAUUUUUGUAAUUUUCUAGGAAAUAGUAUUUCUUCUCGGGCCAUUUUUUGGUCAGUGUAGAUCCACUUAAUGCGGCGCUUUUCGAUUAGUCGCUGCAUUAAAGUAAAAUAAUCAUGUGCUUGUGUGGUUUUGCAUUUUACAAGCCCCGAAGCACGUAAGUUUCGUAAAAUUUGCCGCAAUGCCGCAAUACCCUUCUGCCAAUUACAAUUAAGAUGCUGCGUACCUAGCCAAUCAGCAUUAAGAUGCAGCCUUCUAGCCAAUCACGUAAUUACGUAAAGAAUGCAACGCGACUUUUCCAGCGCUUGCCAACAGCGUUUCUUUGCCUUUGCGUGGUGAUUGGCUCGUAGCGUUUCUUGCAUCUGUGUUGAUUGGCUCUAUAAUAACUUUGAACUGGUUUUGCUUUCGUCAGUCAAUAAGAAACCGUUACAAGCAAUUACAUUGAGCUCGUUGUUUGUGGACUGUCAGUAGUAACCACACUAUGGACAAAGCUGAAACAAUUCAUUAAAGAUUGGUCGCAAAGAUAUUUUUUGUGCACGUUCACGAAGUUGUGCGUGGACCUUACAAUAAGUACUCAAGUCUGGUUUUAUUUUCCUUUAAAACAGAAAGGACUUCUUUAAUAUAGCAUUUCAUAAAUCUUAUUCUCUAUCAUUGAAAGUUUCAAUCCAGAAUUGUGGCUGCCUCAAAAUUCAUUUAUUUCCUCAAGUGAAAAUAAAGUUUUCGGCGACUGCGUCGAUGUAGAAUAUAAUGUUUCAGAUGCAAUAGUGGUAGACACAAUGCAAAACUAUUCAUAAAAUCUAUUUUUCUAUUUGUUAUACAGUCGAGGUUGAACGUUCCCCUGUUUAUGGAAGCUAACACGGGAAGGCUUGCUUUGUGAGUUUGUUUUCGUUUGUAAGUCUCGGAGUUGAGGCUUAACAUUUUCGCUGAUAUGAAGAUGAAACGAACAAAUAUUGCUCUGGAAAUUCUCAUACUGCCCUGUGCCUGUUUAUUUCCACAUUUGAUAAGCGUGGCUACCGUGUGAUCUGUGUAGUACAAAGUCGAAAAUGUCCCUCGUCUGUACCAGAUUAAGAUUGUAAGGGUGAUAUAUAAACGUUUGGGUAAGUUUACAAUUAAAACAAAAAACAAACAAAAAAAGGUUUUUACCUUAUGCCUCUUCAGACACAACCAAAAACUGAAACAUUACCUAAGUACGGUGAACUUGACCAUUCACCAUUGUGGGACAUUUUCGCGAAAUUAAAUUUUUGCGUUUUUUGCGACUUUUUUUGUUAAUCGCAAACAUUUGAAGUCGCGAAAAAAUAAGUGGCUCUACUCAAUAAAUAAUGUUAAAUAUUCUCGAAACUCGCGAAAUAUCGCUCUUACGAAAUAACGGAAUUAAGAUGUUCGUGUAAUAACUUAAUAGGGAGUAUAUUAUGUCAAUGCUUUACUUGAAGCACAACACAGCUGUUUGUUCAUUUAGGAGCCCUCGCGUUUCAAUUAUUCAUCAGGGAUCAAUAGUUUUCUAGUUCUCAGUACUAGUGUGAAUAUUUUAGUAGUGGAGAGUACGGGAGAUAGCUAAUAGUAUGCAUUUCCUUCCUAGGUAUUUUAUACGAGUCGCUUUGUUGAAUCACUUAGCGUAAUUAUGCGCGCUGAUCCAUGGUCAACUACUAAGGCUCAAGCAGUAUUUGAAUCAUCGGAAAUUAAUUUCUAUUCCUUUUUGCAUUACAACUGUCUGAGGCUCCGUCCACACUGCGGAGGAGGAAAUUGAAAAGGGAGCUUUCACUCUGAAAACGUAUGAAAUGUUUUCC